This is a messenger RNA of Xylaria bambusicola, 1581 nucleotides long. Its product is annotated as prenyltransferase alpha subunit. The record is from RefSeq and is a predicted model, not a curated record. The transcript is spliced from 3 exons. Gene Ontology annotation, molecular function: CAAX-protein geranylgeranyltransferase activity; protein farnesyltransferase activity. The coding region runs from base 1 to 1581 and encodes 526 amino acids. Gene Ontology annotation, cellular component: protein farnesyltransferase complex; cytoplasm; CAAX-protein geranylgeranyltransferase complex. Lineage: Eukaryota; Fungi; Ascomycota; Sordariomycetes; Xylariales; Xylariaceae. Gene Ontology annotation, biological process: protein geranylgeranylation; protein farnesylation.
AUGCCCCCGAAGAACAAGGGUGGCAGCUCCAAAGCGAAAGACGCUGAAGCAAAGCAACUAGCAUCUGUACAACAGGCACCAAAGGAGCCUCAGACAAUUCGUGAAAUUGAGUGGCAGCAAUAUUGGUCUACGAAUCCGAUCCACAAGCUAGCUGAGGAACAGGGGUUUAAUAGCCUGGGUCCUGCCGACAAACGAACCUACCUCAACCUAGAGUUACUUAGAAGUAUAGCUCAUAUCGACGACCUCUCCAAGAAAGGCCAGCGCGAGUUCUGGAAGCAACUGAGCGACGCGAACGUACCACUACGCAGUGCCCCGAGACCGAAGGCCGACCAGUGGGGUCGCGACAGAAACGGUCGGCCUAUAGGCGACUACACACCUGAGGAAUACGCCGCGUACGAAAGGAAGAAGUCGAGGAUAAGCGAAUUAGAUUUCGAGAGCACUUUCUUUAGGCGCGACAGGGAGAGGGCGCAUUGGAAGUCAAAGAAUCCAGUUACUGGAGAGGUAUAUACCAUCACCGAGGACGAUAUAAAAGCUGAAAAAGAGCGUCGUCAGGAGAUGUCGGCUCUUCGCAGCGAACUGUACGGCACAAAGCUGAGUACUUACGCAAAUGAUCCGGAGUGGGACGAUGUCGUGCCUAUACCGCAGGAGGAGCCAGAAGGCGCAUUAGCGGCCAUCGCUUAUGCUGACGACUAUGCGGAGGCAAUGGCCUACCUUCGUGCUGUCAUGGUACUCAAGGAGCACACACCUCGUUGUCUGCGAUUAACCGAGCAUAUUAUUGAUAUGAACCCAGCACACUACACCGUGUGGCUUUAUCGAUUCGACAUCGUCAAAGCACUCAACAUACCUAUUCCAGACGAGCUAGAAUGGUUGAACGAAGUAUCACUCGAGCAUUUGAAAAACUACCAGAUAUGGCAUCACCGACAGCAAUUGUUAGAUCUUCACUACCCGGCAGUGCAAUCAGACGAGAAAGCCGUCGCGGCACUCGCCGCCGGCGAGCUUGAUUUCCUAACGGACAUACUAGAGAAGGACACGAAGAACUACCAUGUAUGGAGCUAUCGGCAAUACCUGGUGCGCAAGCUAGGGCUAUGGGACUCGGGAGAGGAGAUGCGUAGCACCGAGAUGCUGAUCAGUCAAGACGUGCUGAACAACUCGGCGUGGUCACACCGAUUCUUCCUGGUCUUCGACAACCCGAAACAAAGCACACCAGGAUCCCACAGCACCGCCUACGACCCCAAGGUCCCCGAGGAGAUAAUCCUUCGCGAGACAGCCUACGCAGAGGAGAAGAUCUUCCUCGCCCCUCAGAACCAGAGCCCGUGGAACUACCUCCGCGGCGUGCUCGUCAAGGGAGGAAAGCCAUUGGGCUUUGUGCGCAGGGUGGCGGAGUCGUUCGUCGACGGCCUGGGCGAGGGCGAGGAGAAAGAGGCCGUCCGCAGCUCGCAUGCCCUGGACCUGCUGGCUGACAUCUGCAAAGAGGCCGGCGAGAAAGAGAAGGCCGACCUGUGUCUGCGCCGACUUGGCGAUAGGUGGGAUCGCAUACGGAAGGAGUACUGGGAGUAUCGGAGACAGAAGCUUGAUGAAUAG